This is a messenger RNA of Morus notabilis, 2383 nucleotides long. RefSeq names its product transcription factor APG. The coding region runs from base 206 to 1960 and encodes 584 amino acids. The record is from RefSeq and is a predicted model, not a curated record. Gene Ontology annotation, biological process: regulation of DNA-templated transcription. Lineage: Eukaryota; Viridiplantae; Streptophyta; Magnoliopsida; Rosales; Moraceae. Gene Ontology annotation, molecular function: DNA-binding transcription factor activity; protein dimerization activity. The transcript has 7 exons.
GUCUGUUAUAAAUAAAAUCCCCAUAUAUACGUGUGGAGCUCCCAGUAUUUGACCUAAUUAUCCGGAGGAAUCCCAUCCUAUAUCUCCUUCUUCUUCUUCUUCUUCUUAUUAAAUACUUCUUCUUCGUCUUCUUCUUAAAUAGUUCUUUCUUCUUAGCCCAAUAUCAGAUCAUGCUCGCUGAAUCCUCUCAAUUACUUACUAAGGGAUGAAGAGAAGUUCGACGUUUAAUCUCGAAUCCUCCAUGAAGAGGCAGAGGCAGAUGGAUGGGUUAGUGCCAGUGGAGCUGGUAUGGAAGAAGGAUGAGAUUGCCAUCCGACGUCCUACAACCACAAUACCAAAUUCCACCCAAAUGAACAACACACCCAACUACUUACUAGCUGCCACUUCCACUAAUCCUACUACAAAUCCUCCUCACAAAAAUUAUCUCCAUUUCGGCUUAUUCCCUGAUCAUCGUCAUCAUCAUGAACGGUUCGUGGUUUCCGCACAUCGCAACACCUUUAAAGACGACAAAUACGUUAACAAAUUUAAGAAACUAAGUCAGCUCAAAACGCCUCUUGGUCCAGUUCCUGGAGAUUCCCACAUUGUUCCAGACAACGACUAUGAUCAGCAACAUCCUGAUCAUUUUCAUAAAUAUUCACAAGUGUUAGGGCAUUAUCUUAGUACCACUGAUGAUCAUGAUCAUGUUGAGAAAAUUAUGCCCAGGACGACCAAGCUGCAGCAGGCCGUUGGACCGCCAGUUGUAAGAUCAUCAUAUCAUGAUCAUGAUCAUGUAAAUUCAAGGCAGGUCCCAUAUUAUUCACGUUGUAGAUCAUCUAAUCAUGUAAAUAUUGAUGAUGAUGGUGAUCGGAUUGGCGAAUAUAACAAUAAUUGUAAGAUCAAGAGAGGUACUAGUAGUAGUAGUAGUAGUAGUAAAGCCACAAGUAGGCGUGGCAGUAGUACUAGGAGGCGUGCAAGUGCAAGUGGAUUGCUCAACUUCGUGACGACCACCGAAUUCUCAACAUCACCCAAUCAUCAGCUUCUUGAUGGAAGGCCUGCUGUGGUUGCCACUACUAGCGCUAAUUAUACUACUAGUAUGAAUUCCCUACCUCUACCAAAACCAAUAACAAUUGGUACUAAUUAUUAUACUAGUGCUGGUGUCAAAUCUCCUCCUCCUCCUCCUCCUGAUGAUGAUCAUGACAACCAAACAGUACUACUGCUUGUGCCUACUAAUGAUGAUGGUGAUGAUGAUCAGCACUCUCAAGCCGCGGAUCCCUUGGCCUCUAUUAACUCUAAACAAAAGCAUUCUGCUGCAGAAUCACCAAAUGACAAGUGCGACGAAGCACUCGUUCCAUCAUUUUCGGUCUGCUCAAAUGAUCCAAUUAACACCAAUCACCAAGACGACUCAGAACCAUGUCCAUGUAAUAAAAGCGUUGGAGAAGAACCUCAAUUACGUCUUCCACCUUCCACUUCCAACAAAGCGCCACCUACUUCCAGAGCUGCCAAGAGAAAAGCCCCAGCUACUGCGCUCCAUAAUUUGUCCGAAAGGAGGCGAAGAGAUAAGAUCAACAAGAAGAUGCGCGCCUUACAAGCGCUCAUACCCAACUGCAACAAGGUAAAAAAAGCUUCAAUACUGGACGAGGCCAUCGCAUACAUGAGGACACUUCAGCUUCAGUUGCAGAUUCCAUAUAAUGGUGGUGCUACCUACUGUUGUGAAGCAGAUGAUGUCAAUGGGAACAGCCACGGGAGUAAUGCCUCCAAAUCCAAUCAUGUUAGCAGCCGGCAACGGAGCACCACCACAUCCACAUUUGAGAACCACAUUUGCUAUGCCGCCUUCCACAUUUCAAAUGCUUGCCUUCCCACCUACCGCUGCUGCUGCUGCUACUUUUGUUCCUAUCAACAUGGCGACUUCGCUACCACUCGUACCACCCUCCAUCCCCCUAUCCUUGUCCACUUCCAACAACUCAAACCCGACUCACCUUAAUCCUGAUCACCGCAACCCAUUCAAUCCUAAUUUUUUUGGCUAAAGGAAAAGGAAGAUCAUUCAUACCAUCAACUCUUAUCCCUCCUUGAGAAAUCUCGGGGCCACCUAUUAAGGGGGUGGGGGGAAACCUGAAAAAAACUCCACACAAAAGACGGACUAAAAGUUUUCAAUCCCGCUACUACAAGUCCAAUUUUGCAUAAUCCAUGCUCAGACCUCAAAGCGGGACUACAAAGCAUCAAAACCGAGGCGCAUUUUGUGUGGAGAAGAACAGAAGGCAAUCAAUACGGAUCCAUUCGAAAUUCUACUUUUCUUUUCAAGUCUUACAGAGUAGUUGCAGCACAGCAAUGUCCCGUGCUGCAGCCGUACUUGACAGGACAUCCACGACUUUGAGAUUUGAAAAAGCCUCGCUCAAUGACUCAGCAG